AUGCCUGUAACAACGCGUGUGGCACCCGUUGAGGUGAUGCCGGCUCCAUCGCUCUCAACCUUCAACUCUACCAGCCUUUUUCAACACGUUUGUCCAAGUCUCUGGAAAGAAGGCGAGACGUCCGUCAUUGAUUCUUCAUUUCCGACGGUUAUUUCAGUCCAACCUACUCGUCAUUUUGGUAUUGAGUCAGCCAAUGGCUUCGUUGGUACCGUCAUGGACGCAUACCGCAUGCACAACCAUGUAGUCCUACGCCCCGAGGAUGUGUGGUUCUCCAUCUUGACCCAAUUCAACUUUUACGUCAAUGCGCACGCUGAACAGCUCCGCGAGCAUUUCGUCGAUCACGCAGGCAAGAGAGAGUUGUUCCUCGAGCAAAAUGUCAUGGACUUUCCCGCUUUUCUCAAUGAGAUGACAGACCUACUGCACGAAAAUAUCAAGGACCCAAACCUCCGCGAUUGGAUCAUGCCAGACUUCACUACAACAACUGAGACGGACAAGGUUACUGCGUCGAUCAUUAUGAUGGGCACACUGCAGAAAUACUUUGUGUUUUCCGGGGGCAUCACUUGCGGCAUUCCGUCCGUCACACUGCUUGGCGAAGAAACCGAUUGGCAGAUUAUUCUCGACCGGCUAGACUUCCUGCUGACAUUCGGAGAAGACCACAUGGAGUUGGCGAUGUGGCAGUCAGCACUGAAGGGCAUCGUUGGUCACAUGGUUCACACAUUCAAAGCUCCAGACUCGCCAGAAGUGGUGCGCUUCUGGCAGCGUGCAGUGCAUUCUUUCAGCGACGACUACUUCGGCACUAAGCGAAUCAGUGGAUGGGUGCUCGCUUUGUGCUUUUGGGACACAGACGGGUCACUUCUCUCGGGGAGAAAUUCGGAAUACUACUGGGAAAGCAUGGUCGAUCAGUCGAGCAGUGGAUGGUGGCUUGAAAAAGACGCCUUCCCCAGCCUGGAAUGGAACGAAGUACCAUCAGCACUUGUCUCCGUGCCGAUCCAUUUCGACAACGAAGGCGAUACGUUCGUGGCGAAGGCUGUCGCUGGAUCGGUGGGUUACACAGUGCGGGACAGCGAACAGGUUUUUCUGUCGACAAGACAGCGUGGAAAGAGAAGUUCGGGACUUUCCGGUUCAACACUGUUUGCAAAUCCGUGUGAGACUUCGAUUCAAAAGCAAAGCUUCUUCGUAAUGCUUGCUCGAAAGCUUCUAUGCAUCAAGUCAAGCGCGCAAACUGCUUUCACGAAAGAGAAGAGGAAAACUAUAGACUCGCCGAUUCCUGCUUGCGAGGAGAUCGUGUACGAAGAUCCUUGGCCCCGCACGGUAAGAACGCCCCAGCUUUCGGACCUCAGCGAGCUCAAUGGGCCUUGGGCGUAUGAGCAAGGUGGCAAGAGUGACACACUACAACCAGUCACGGGGUGGUGGGUGAUUCGUACCAGCGAACAGUAUGGAAGGGACCCUGAUGUGCCUGAUGUUCAGUUUGAUCGCUAUGCGGAAGACUAUGACAAGGACUUGGCGAUGAACGGGCGGCCGUUGAGGGAACGGACCGAGCUCUAG
Molecule: messenger RNA, 1545 nt
Organism: Didymosphaeria variabile
Lineage: Eukaryota; Fungi; Ascomycota; Dothideomycetes; Pleosporales; Didymosphaeriaceae
Exons: 1
Coding region: 1-1545 (514 amino acids)
Source: RefSeq, a predicted model, not a curated record